This is a messenger RNA of Saccostrea echinata, 1347 nucleotides long. Its product is annotated as ankycorbin-like. The record is from RefSeq and is a predicted model, not a curated record. The transcript has 3 exons. Lineage: Eukaryota; Metazoa; Mollusca; Bivalvia; Ostreida; Ostreidae. Gene Ontology annotation, biological process: RNA processing. The coding region runs from base 175 to 1233 and encodes 352 amino acids. Gene Ontology annotation, molecular function: RNA binding; protein binding; RNA nuclease activity.
AACAAAUAAAACAGAGGUAUCUGAAUGAAAAUCUAAUAAAUAUAACUUAAAAGUCCGAUGUACAGGAUCAGAUGUAUGGUAUUAUUGGCAAGAGUCAAUAUUGAUGCAUAACAGGAUUUGGAAAUAGUUUUUCUGUUGGAUUGUGGAAUUACACGAGGAAUAUGGUGGAAAUAGAUGCAGGAGGGGAAGACAAGUUAUGUGAAAUACCAGAAAAACAUUAGUUCCCUCGCGAUGGAGGACGAAAAAGAAACUGCCAAACUAUUUCUUGCCAUCGCGAAUGGAAAAGUUCGGCAAAUAGACAGACUCUUAGGACAAUUAGACGACAUCAAUAUCCGAGAUGUGGACAGCAAAACGCCAUUAAUGUACGCAGUGUGCUGCACGAAUGACGAAGUCCGCACACACGUAGUACGCAUCUUAUUAAGACACGGUGCUGAUGUAAACGCGCAAGAUAUGAAUGGACAGACAGCUCUCAUGUUUGCUUGUAUGGAAUGUGAGAGAAGUGACAUUGUGCGAUUAAUAUCAAGAAAUAAAAAAUGUGAUUUUAACAUCCAAGACAAUGAUGGUUUUACUGCAGUGAUGCAUUCAAUAAAUUCAUCUAAUCUUUUGGCAUUGCGCAUGCUUGUUGAUCUCUCAAACAAGCAAAACGUUGAUCUCAAAAUUCGAAAUGCUCAUAGUCUGAAUGCGCUUGAGUUGGCUGUAAAGCUUCAAAUGCCCGAAUUUUGUAAGUGUUUGUUGAAGGAGGGAAAUGUUAAAAUUGGUUCUGUGCGCGAUCAAAAGGGACUACACAUAUUACUAGACAGAGAUACAAAUUUAAGUAAUGCCAAUAUGAAAAUGACAAUGGACGUUCCUUCACUUCAUCUACGUAGACCUAGCACUCCUAUAUCAAACAGCUUUAGGAGGGAGUCCACAUUUGAUCGCGAUAUGAACCGUUUACUGGAUGAUGGGGACAGUGGGAGAGGAUCAAGAGGACCAAGGAUCCGGGAGCCAAUCACUUCAAAUACGAGGAGGCAACAGACAGAUUGGGUAGAGUCUCCCCGCGCUCUCCGUCGCCCUCUGAAACCUAUAGCUGGACGAGACAUUCAGGUGACCGCUAAUAAUUACAUUCCAAGUUUACAGCCCGAGUCCCCGGUGUUUGGGCACAGGAUGAAACUCCCUAGCAUCCCUAGUGGAAAACGCCUGUAUCUUGUGUCAACCCCACGUGGAACAAUUGAAAAAGUCCAAGAAAUCGUAUAAUUACUGAAUAAUGUAUAUUAUCUACUGUUAUUGUUACUUGUUAAGUUAUGGAAACUGUUACUCAACUGUUUAUUCUUCGCUUCAGGUACUGAGAUGUUCAAAGCAUCGUUUAAG